AUGAGGUUUGUUUAGAUAAUCUUUAAAGGAAAAUAAGUUUUCUGUACUUGACGACUUUCAAUGGUGAUAUUUAAGAGUCUAUUUUGAAAGUCGAGCAAUUUCUUUCCCUACAGUAUCUCUUGAAUUUUUCAUCUUUGAAGUUUCAAACUUCAAAAAACAUCAUCAAAACGAGAUUUUUUCAUCACAACACCAAGAAAAUUUAUUACCGUCGCGUUUUCCAUCCAAAUGAGUCAUUAAAAACAGGUAUUCUUGACCGUAAAGAUUUUAGAGAUAAAACUUUAGGAUUACUGUAAUUGAAUGUUAAAAAUUUUGGUGACAUGUGGUUUUUUGUCUGAGAUAAACAGGUGGUAUCAAAGAGCACGAAAUACCUGAAAUUAUACAGGUUUUGGUGAAGAACGAGGAAGUGACGGAUUUGAUCAUCAUUUGGAUUUUGGUCCGGUUCAGUGUUCAUUUUUCUGGAAAUAAUGAGCGAAACUCAUCGUUUUCUAAAUAAAAAGUUUGUAGUAUUUUUAUUUUAAAUCCUGUUGAAAAUGAAAAAAAAUUUCUGAAUCUAGUGACAAUAAUUUUUUAUGGAAACUUAUCCGAAUUUUACACAGAAUUAUCCCUCUGAAAAGUCCCGUUUUUCCAUGAAAACUGACUAAAUAUAGAGUCUCAAACCAAUUUUUACUGAAGAGACUGAAGAAACUUUUCUAAUGGUCUUAACACGUCGAGCGGAGCCCUUUGAGGGUUCUGAAGUGAUUUUUUCGAGAAGUUUUCAACUAAUUUUUUUUUGAAAAAAAUUUCUCGUUAUAACGCUCAAAAUCCUCUCUUACCGUACCCGGCUUUUCCUUGGAUCAAACCAAAAAUAUCCCAACACCAAAAAGUGCAGCAAAAGUGCAAGUUCCAUUAGUUCGUUUCCCAUGCUCACGAGCUACAAAAGGAAACUGAAAUUAUGCAAUUAUACAUAAUUUUCCCGUUUGAAAGUACAAUCUUUUCCGAAACUCUCAAGUUUCACACGGGCGGCGGCACGUGUGUGCUAAUGUUUGUGUGGCGCCACUCUUCAAAAGUUUUUUUCGACCCGUUUUUUUGCUGCCGAGAAAACUUUCCAUCGAGUUCUGAACGACAGGACGAACUUUGUGCACACUGACGCAGUGAGAUCAUUGAGCGGUCGACCGCUUUGCUCAGAAUCAAUAUUAGUUCAAAGUUUUCCAGGUAAAUAGGCACGUUUCGGGGUCCAUUUCAAACUUUAAAAUUCGGAAAAACUCUUAAAAUGAAUUCAUGACUCAAUUUAUGCGCAAAAUCCUUACUGAGGCGGUUUGAAGAAGAGUAAAAAGUCUUAUCAAAGUCUUCAGGCAAAAAAAAAAAUAGCUUGAAGCUUUUUUUGAAAACGGAAACUUUUCAAACUUUUCGAGAAGAAAAGGUGAUUUUGCUCCGAUUUUAGGAGUGCUCUAGGUUAUCAUGCCUCAAAUUGCAAAAAAACCGUGCCCACCAUGCAUUUCAUUCAGUUUCGCUCCGUUUUGAGCUGGGUUUGUCGUCGAAUUUCCAAAGAUUAGUAAAAAAACAUUGUUGAAAGGAGUUUUUUUCGAAAAUCAAUUUCUCUCAGUUUUUAGAUCACAUCAAAUUAUCAAACUUUCUACUAGAAAAGAUGGCUCUUUCAAAAAGAAUGUUUUUAUUUAAAAAAAUUUUUUUGUGAAGUGGAAAAAAAUCGCUCCAAACUUCCUACAUAUCUUUCUUUCUCCCAGAAACUUUCAAAUGUCAAAAGUUCCAAAGAUCCGCAACCCGACCCAUUAUUUAUGCAUGGCUGCAUGCAAAACAUACAUUAGGCCGCGGAGAAAAACUUCCUGGCUCCAACGAGAAGUUUGAACUUUCGGAAAGGGCUCAGAAAAGCUUUCGGGAUGAGAUAAACACCUGUCGGGCCGACUUUUCAAGUGCAAUCACUGCAACUUUGUUUCAUUGCAUUCUUUUGCGUGCGAAACGGAACAAUCCACUUGUUUUGUUUGUUUUUUUUUUUUUGUUUUUGGAGCAUUUCCGAUCCAACUAGAGUCUAGUAAUGAACUUGGGCGUCAAUUUGAGCAAAUUAUAUGAUAUAAUAGAAAUGUGUCAGACAAAAUGUGACGAAUUUCAAUAAAGUGAUCCGAAAGUUCAAAAAACGCUCUGAAAGUUCAUAUCUCUGCAAAAAAAUAUACUUACUAAACUUUUUUUCAUAAAUUCAAAAAAUGACUUUUGAUGAUAUUAAACUCACGUUUGCUGAUGAUUGCUCAUGUUACAGACAUUUUUGUAACUUGUUUGCAAUUUAUCCAUCAAGUUGAAUAAGUAAAUCAGUUGAUUAUUUUCAGUGAAGUGGUCGCAACGCUGCCCCAGGGCACACAGGUCGUCGUCCAGGCCAACCUCCUGACUUCCGACGUCGACCACGCCAUCGAGGAAGUCCGACAGGAGGCCAACCCGACUACCAGCUCGGUGAGCAGAUGAGUUGUGACAGUGCAAAGGGCAAAGGGCAAUGAAUGGAGUGUCGAGUUGAGUUGUAACUUCGUUGUGAAUCUGGAAAAAUAUACGUCUUGAAAAGGUCUUGGAAGGUCUGGGCUUUUGAAAAACCUUAAUUUGCAUGGAGAUACGAAAAGGUUCUUGAACCUCGUCUAUUAGAAAAAAAGACUUUGAAGACCUCAAAAACGAAUUUAAGCUUUCAAAAGUUCAGAUAAGCUCUAAAUUUUACGUAACACAUAGGUCUGUCAAAGCGCAGCCAGAAAAAAAAUUAUGAAAUCUGAUUUGUCAAAUUUUUGGCCUUCCAAUCGAUAACGAUAUUGGACGACGAAUAAUCCAAACGGCCAAGGCCAAGACAACCUAAAAACCCGUCGACUGAAUCAGGCGCCGGCCCCACAUCAUCCCUUCCACAAUCACGCGAAUUAUCUUUAUCUAUCAGACGAUUACGGUAGCCGCUGGGGCAACCUUCAAAAGUCACGUUUUGAUAUGUUCUAUAGUUUCCAGAGCAAAAUACUCUCCCACUGAAAUGCCAAAUUUUUCAAUUACUGCAAAAAGAUCAAAUAUUUGACUUGUUCACGUGAAGCCGACGUGCCAUGUCGUGUUGGACAAACUGUUUGUUGAAAGUUUUGGAAAAAAAAGGGUUUUUUUUUGGUCAUGACGUUUAUAGUUACUACGAAAAGCGAGCAUGUUUACCGAACGGAAAAUUUGUAGAAUAGAUUGGGGAGAUGUUGAGGUUGCCUAUGAAAUCAAUGUGAACCUUCCAAAUCGCCUUUUUUCAUCCCUGUUCCGACAAAAAACCAAAAGAAAACCUCAUUUUCAAAGCAACUUUGAAGGCCGAGUUCUCAGAAAAAUGAUCCACAAGAAAACCUAUAUUGAGAUCAAAAAUCGAUUAUUGAACUGCAAGUUACAGGGAGGAGUCGCUCGUUCGAACCGGACGCUAUUCUGCCGCAAAUGUGAAGGCCACGGGGUUCAGGUCGUGCUCAAAGGCCAUGCCAGUCGAUGCCCCUUCAAUAAUUGCUCUUGCAAAACGGUUGGUUCAAGGAUCAAGUAAAAAGUAACGAGAAACGAGGAGAGAAAUAAAACGGGAAAAUUUGACUUAGAAAGGCUCAAAUUGCCAUCUGUGCAGUGGAGCGCACAAGUUGAAACAUUAGGCGGCUAUUUUUGCAAUAAACAUGAUUUAGCGAUUUUUACUCUGAUAUUGAACCUCUGAAAAAUUUUAUUAAUAGAUGAAUUUCCGAUUUACAGUGCAAUAACGUGAUGGCGAUGCGCGCCAACGCGAUUAUCCGACGAUAUCGCAGCCGAACUCUCGACGGGGGCCUCGUUCUGAAGCCGGUGCAUUUUCGGAAUGGAAACACCCGGCUCAGGGUUUUCCCCAAGUUUGUUGAUGGUGAGUGGAAAGGAUAAUGUGGGAGAGUUGAGUCAAAAAUUAAAAUAAUGAAAAAAGCUUGGAAGGAGCUUAAAAGAAAAUAAGAAACUUGAAGAUUUUGGAGCGUCAUAACCUGACUAUCGCGCAAAAGUUAAAAAUUAAAUUCAUCGGAAAAGCCUGACAACUUUAUUGCCUGAGUUUCUGAAGCCUAUUUUAGUCAUAUUUCUCAAAAAAAAAGUUGCCUUCCGUAAAGAAAAAAACGCCUAAGAAAUGCAUCAAUACAUUGCGCAUUCAGAAACAGAUGCGCUACCGAUCCCGAUGCAAAAUCUGCCAUCAGUCCGCGAAAUCCACCCAUCCGGCGAGACGAUCGAAAUGACGACACGAAACCAGGUCGUUCCCCAGACGCCGCCGGCCAACGGCAACGGAAACGCACCGUAUCCGGUCCGACGCAGCGUUUCUGAGGUAGCAGCCUGACGAUGAAACGCUGCACGUUGACGCAAAACCGCAGACAAAUUAAUUGACGGUGCAAAUUUAGGAGAUCGAGUCGCAGAAUCAGAGGAACGACAAUCGGCAGAACGAUGCGGCCAAUGGGAACAUGCCACUGGACGAGCUGAAGACCCAGUUCAACCUCUUGGAUUUGUUGCUGAGUGAGUUUGAGGGGGUGGGAAAAAUUCCGAAAUUGAGGAAGUUUCUGAAGAAAAAUUGAAGAAUCCUAAGUUUCAUUUCUUCCGACUUUUUGAAUUUAACAUCAUUGCAGACCCUCAACUGGCACAGAACGGCGCUGCAGAUCUUCUCGCUCAAGGACUCUUGCCGUUCACCUCGUCGAACAUGCCGGUGAUGCCGCCGAUGACCAACUACGACGCUCAGUCGCUUCUGGCCUCUUUGUCGCUGCCUUCGUCGUCGUUGACCUACUCCUCGCCAACGACCUACGCGUCCUCGUUCAUCUCCUCGCCCAUCUUCACCGACAACAACAAUCGCAAAGUUCGUCGGUUUUCAUGAUGAUGAGGAAAACGGAGAAGUUCUUGACUAGUUUAAAGGUCGAUAAUUUUGAAUGGAUAUGGAAGACAAUAGUUUUUAAAUUUAGCGGUUCAGUUCUCGUCUUUUUGGAACUUCCUUUUUAAAAAGCGAAGCUGCAUCUUUGAAAUAAUUGAAAGAUAGUUCGAUAACAUAUUUCUUGAGUUUUCAAGAGCGCUAUGGUCCUGCAGCGAUUAGAAUAAAAAAAGCUGCACCCCUGAGAAUUUAUGAACUUGCAGCUGACAUAUGAAUCUUUAUCAGUUCCGAAGACCCAUUCUGAAAAAGUUCAGAAAGAAUAAUAAGAUGUUUUUUUCCAGAUCUCGGAGCCCAACUUGGCGUGUCCGACGGCGGCUCUCAGCGAACUCAACCUUGGCGUUUCUACCAACAGCCCAGUUCAAACCAUGGCCGACAUCAAGUUCAAUCCCAACACUUUCAAUGGUGAGUUGAUAGAAAAGCAAAUUAUCCAGACCUGAAUAAUAAAAGUAUGGUUACAAAUUAUUAAGGCCAAAGUUUGCUUACGUGAAAAGUUCUUUCAACUAGGUUUUUGGAAUUCACUAUGAAAUUGCUGUAGGAUUUUCGUUUAACGGCAAUUGAGAGAUCAAAAAAAGGUACCUGUGACCUUUUGAAAUCCUUUUUCCCAGAGCUCCUUUUUAGAUCCUUCUGGAUUUUGCCAGUGAAGAUAGAAGGGUUCACCUUGCUGGAGAUCUUUUGAAACUACCCACCAGAAAUUCCAUAGAUCUCUCAUAUUUCAUCCAAUAUGCGCUGAUAUCAACCGAAAAACUCUCUUCGUCCACUUGGAAAAAUUGCUUUCUGACAUUUAGCCGAAUCCAAUUUUCGAAAACACUUCCGCUUCUCAAAAAAAGGCUGAAAACACCUGCUCGUUUCCAUUUCGCUAAUACAUAAUGUACUUUGGUUUUUUGAAACACAGCAGCUGGGAAAUUAAUUCAAGGUUAGUGACUCUGGGGAACGCUUUAUGGGAUUAGAAAUAGUUGAAAAAGAUUUUUUUUUCGUUUUUUUUUUUCGCGAAAUUGAGCCGCGUAAUUCAAGUAGUUGGGUGAAUUUGUGCUCUAGAAAUACAAAAAAAAGAUUAGAAUUUAUUUUUUUGGGAAAAUUACAAUGCGAUAGAUCAAAGGUAGCUUGAAGAGACGCCAGAGAAACUGAAAGUCUCUCUUUCUCUCGUCUCUCUUCUGGCUACUAUUGAUCUCGUACAUCUUGAAAUUUAUUCAUUUUUACUUUACAGAUAUUUUUUUUCAUAGAAUCAGCGUUGAAUUUUCAAAAAACGCAGAACAAACUAUCUUAAGUCUCGUCUCAAAAUCUUCAAAAAAAAUGUCCUUUUUUUUUAAAGAGACUUUAACUAAUGAAUAAUGAACUAUUAUACCCUGUGUCGAUGAUUUCUAGAAAAUUUAAUAGAUGGCUUUUUCAGGAACUUACUCGAGCCCGCCUACGACCACGGAAAACGGCAACGACACUGAGAACUUCAAUGAGCAGAUCGACGAGAUUGAGCCGAAAAUUGAACAGCCUGAGCCAUUCACCUCGAGUCUGAUGAUCGCCCCGGGAGCCGACCGAUCUCAUCCGCUCUUCAAACAGUUCCUCAACACUGUCCGGGAGCUCGAGAAAAACAUGCUCUUCAGCUCUUGA
Molecule: messenger RNA, 6475 nt
Organism: Caenorhabditis auriculariae
Lineage: Eukaryota; Metazoa; Nematoda; Chromadorea; Rhabditida; Rhabditidae
Source: the annotation of a GenBank genome assembly